AGGAAGGAGUGUUGGACAGUUUUGUAAUUCUACAUUUUGGGAUUUGAAUAUCACUUGGAAUUCAAAUGAUCCAGACUUCACACUAUGUUUCGAGCAGACGGUCCUAGUGUGGGUGCCAUGUGGGUUUCUGUUUUUGUUUGCUCCACUAGAAAUUUUCUACCUGCGUCAGAGUAUGGACAGACUAGUACCAUGGACCUUGCUCAACAUAUGCAAGCUGUUACUUCAACUAAUAUUUGUGCUUAUGGAAAAGAAGCGUGGAAUCCAGAGCUCGGGAUAUCUUUUCAUCUUCUGGCUAUUGCUGAUGGUGUGCGCUAUUCCAGAAUUUCGCACAAGUAUUAUACUUUACGAUAAAUCUGAUAAUCCAGAUGCCCUCAAGUUUGGAUUGUACAUGGUAUACUUUCCUUUGACUGUUGUGAUGAUGUUCUUAAAUUGCUUUGGUGAUGCUACCCCACAAUAUGUCAGCUUUCCCCGUGGUGAAAAACCAAGCCCAGAAAAUAAUGCAUCCUUCUUUAGUCGUAUCACAUUUGCAUGGGUGGAUCCCAUGAUAUGGAAAGGCUACAGAAAGCCUUUAGUACAAGCAGACAUGUGGGAUCUCACACAAGAAAAUGCAUCACGAAAGACUGUUGAGAAAUGGGACAAAAACUGGAAGAAAACUUUAGGAAAAGUUUAUAAAAAGCAUGGUUCUCAAUCAUGGGCUUCCUACUCAAACAAUGUAGUUCAUGUGGAAGUUCCGAAGCAUGAGGACCACAAGAAGAAGAAGCCUAUAUCAGUCUUGCCAACCAUGGUUCGCACAUUUGGCCCAACUUUUAUCUUUGGUGCUAUACUUAAGUUCACAUAUGAUGUGUUACAGUUUGUCAGCCCACAGAUCCUCAGCCUGAUAAUCGCUUUUACUGAAAGUGGGUCUAGUGAACAGCCAAAUUGGCGUGGCUAUUUUUAUGCUGUAGUGAUGCUGGUAUGUACACAGCUACAGUCCUUCAUUCUUGGCCAAUACUUCUUGAAGAUGUUCUUAGCUGGGCUUCAAAUUCGCACUGGAGUAAUCUCUGCUGUUUACCGCAAGGCUCUACGUAUUUCCAACUCUGCCAGAAAAGAAUCGACAGUUGGAGAAAUAGUUAACUUAAUGGCAGUAGAUGCACAACGCUUUAUGGACCUUACAACAUACAUCAACAUGCUGUGGUCAGCACCACUCCAGAUUGCUCUUGCAUUAUAUUUCUUGUGGCAAAUCCUAGGGCCCUCAGUACUUGCUGGACUUGCUGUUAUGAUAGUGCUCAUUCCUGUGAAUGGUGUUAUUGCUAAUAAAACCAAGCAACUUCAGUUGAGUCAGAUGAAGAAUAAGGAUCACCGUGUUAAGUUAAUGAACGAAAUUCUCAAUGGAAUAAAGGUAUUAAAAUUGUAUGCUUGGGAGCCAUCCUUUGAAGAACAAGUAUUGGAUGUGAGAGCCAAGGAAAUAAAGGUGUUGAAAAAGGCUGCAUACCUCAGUGCUGGUACAUCUUUCAUCUGGACCUGCACACCUUUUUUAGUGACACUGGUUAUGUUUACGACCUAUGUAUUGUCAGACUCGAACAAUAUUCUGACUGCACAGAUGAUUUUCACUUCUCUUUCACUGUUAAAUAUUCUACGAAUGCCCAUGACUAUGUUGCCAUUUCUUAUAGUGGCAGCAGUGCAGGUAUCUCUGGCCACUUUUGCAACCUAUAUUAAUUUGUCUGAAGAAAAUAUUUUGGAUGCAAAAACAGCAUUUGUCUCCCUGUCUUUGUUUAAUAUUCUACGGUUCCCGAUCUCUAUGUUACCUAUGCUUAUCUCCAGUAUGGUACAGGCAAGUGUUUCCUUGAAGAGACUUAACAAGUUCCUAAAUGCUGAUGAACUGGACCCCAACAGUGUAUCAAGGGACAGCAGUGAGAGUAAUCCUGUUAUAAUUAAGGAUGGCACAUUUGCAUGGGGCCAUGGUGAAGAGGAGGGAAAGCCAGUUUUGAAAAACAUCAACUUAAGUGUGGCUGAUGGUUCCUUGGUUGCUGUUGUAGGGAGUGUUGGUGCAGGCAAGUCCUCCCUCAUCUCAGCAAUCUUAGGAGAAAUGGAGAAGCAGUCUGGAAGAGUUAAUAUAAAGGGAAAUAUUGCUUAUGUGUCUCAGCAAGCUUGGAUUCAGAAUUCUACUUUAGAAAGCAACAUUUUAUUUAACAAUCAAAAGGAUGAUGACAGAUAUAACAGCUGUGUCCGAGCAUGUGCACUGGCAGCUGACCUGGAGAUGCUUCCUGCUGGAGAUCAGACAGAAAUUGGUGAAAAGGGCAUCAACCUGAGUGGUGGUCAGAAGCAGCGUGUCAGUCUUGCUCGUGCUGUAUAUGCUGAUACUGACAUCUACCUCCUUGAUGACCCUCUCAGUGCUGUGGACUCUCACGUGGGCAAGCAUAUAUUCGAACAAGUAAUUGGACCACAUGGAAUUCUGAAGAAAAAGACUCGGAUUUUGGUAACCCAUAGUGUAACAUACCUGCCGCAAGUUGACAAGAUUGUAGUUCUUAAAAAUGGAGUGGUAACAGAACAGGGAACCUACUUGGAACUUCUCGAAAAUAAAGGAGAAUUCCAAGAUUUCUUGCUUCAAUAUUUAUCAGAAAAAGAGGAGGAGGAGGAUGCACUGGAAGGUUUGGAGGACAUUAAAUUGCAGCUUGAAGAUAAACUUGGUCGUGACGUCCUUCAGCGACAGAUUUCCCGCAAGAGACAAGAAAGUGAGAGUGAAAGUGUGGAAUUUGAUAAAAAGUUUUGGCAACGUUUGUGGUGAUCGUCGCUGCCACUCCAAUAUUCAUCGUGGUCUUGAUCCCCACAAUGAUCAUAUACUACUUUGUACAAGUUCUGUAUGUUUCUACGUCACGGCAGCUAAAGCGAAUUGAAUCUGUGUCUCGCUCUCCUAUUUAUUCUCACUUUCAAGAAACUAUACAAGGAGCAUCAACCAUCCGUGCUUUUGGUAGAGAGCAUCAAUUUAUUGCGAACUCAGAGGCUAAAGUUGAUUUCAAUCUUCGUAGCUCUAAUCCAAGUGUCAUGGCUAACAGUAAUGUGACACAAACCCUAAACUGGUUGGUGCGUAUGACCUCGGAUGUAGAAACUAAUAUUGUGGCAGUGGAACGUAUUAAAGAGUACACUGAAGUUCAGCAAGAAGCUGCUUGGGAUGUUCCUAACAAAAAACCACACAAAGACUGGCCACAACAGGGAGUUGUCGUAUUCAAUAAAUAUUCUACACGUUAUCGUGAAGGGUUGGAUCUUGUUGUGAAGGACAUUUCAUUCCAUAUUAAUGGAGGAGAUAAAAUUGGAAUAGUAGGUCGAACAGGAGCUGGAAAGUCAUCGUUAACUUUAGGGCUCUUCCGCAUUAUUGAAGCUGCUGGUGGAAACAUCUCUAUUGAUGAUAUUUCUAUUGCAAGCAUAGGUCUCCAUGACCUUCGGGGCAAACUAACUAUCAUUCCACAGGAUCCUGUGCUCUUCAGUGGAACACUCCGCAUGAACCUUGAUCCCUUCAGUAUGUAUGAUGAUUCCAAUGUGUGGUCAGCUUUAGAACAUUCUCAUCUCAAGGAGUUUGUCUCUAGUCUAUCAAAUGGUUUGCAACAUGAAAUAUCAGAAGGUGGUGACAACUUAAGUGUUGGUCAAAGACAGCUCGUUUGUCUAGCUCGUGCUCUUCUCCGCAAAACACGUGUGCUUAUCUUGGAUGAGGCCACAGCUGCAGUUGACUUAGAGACAGAUGAUCUUAUUCAACAAACUAUAAGACGAGAGUUUUGUGAUUGUACUGUGCUCACUAUUGCUCACAGGCUUAAUACCAUCAUGGACUCAACAAGGGUGCUUGUUCUUGACAAAGGAGAGGUUAAGGAGUUUGACACACCUGCUGCGCUCUUGAAAAACAAAGCCUCUCUCUUCUAUGGAAUGGCUAAGGAUGCUGGACUAGUCUGAAUUCCCAAAGAACAAUGCACUGUAAAGUGAAAAGAAGCAUUUAUUUGUGCUUAAUAUUUGUAUGAAUGACUUUCUGCAACUUAAAUUGUAAUAGGCAUUUGUUAUAGUUAGACAUUGUGUGUGUCUUGAAGCUCUUUAAUUAAAAUUUAUGUCAGUGUGAUGGAAUGAACAGUACCUCUGUAUACAUAGAUGUUAAGGUUUCAAGAAAAAAUGGUAAAAGAGUACAAGAAAUCCUCGUUACUUGCGAGGGUUAUAUUCCUGGAAUAUGAUCUUUGUGUAGAACUUCCUUAUCCUUUCUUGAUUUUCAUGCAUACUUCAAAUGUAGGAAAUUGAUUGAUCCAUAUUUUGUCAUUAGGGUACAAGGGCCCAGUCUUGAUGCUGCUGUAUUCCAGUAGUGUCUGCAAUCCAGAGCAUGUGAAAAGAGGGUAUUUAUCACAAAGGUGGCAGUGUUUCAGUACAUACACAAACUUGUGGCCUGUAGUGAAACGGCACGUUAUAAUAAGGUAGUGGAAAUUAUCUGCCAUUGCACUUACCACCUUCACAGGGAUUUAUAUCAGAUUAUGAACUUUUGCUGAAGUUUGAAACAUCAGACCAGUGGCACUGUAUUGUACUUAUUUUUUUAAUUCUUAAGUUAGGAGGGUGGAAAUAUGAUGUGGGGCCUCUAUAACUCGGAAAUACUCAGUCAAUAGAUCGUGGAUGUGAAAUUGGCAUACAUUUACUUAACCGCAAAUAAAAUUUUGGUAAUAACAAACUCUAUGCACAACCUGUGGUUCAUCAUAAACUGGUAACAAUGUGAUGAUACAGUGGCAUCUGAGGUAUGAUACGAGGUGUUGGCAAUAAUAAGGCCAACAUCAACAUAUUAACUUCCAGGGUAAACACUAUGACAAUAAAAGAAUAAAAAAAGUCUUUUUUAUUUUUUUCAUUAUAUGUAAAGUUUUCAUUACUUUAUACAUACCUAAAUACUGUGUUGUUUUAAGGCAUUUUUUUUUCACCAUAGUGAAUAAUAGUAAGAAGUUAUUUAUGUAUGAGUAUUUUGCAUAUACAGCAUUGUAUAUUUUAAAGAAAAUUUGAAAUGAAUUUUUAACAAUAAAAUAUUUGAAUAUU
Messenger RNA from Cherax quadricarinatus, 5022 nucleotides. Lineage: Eukaryota; Metazoa; Arthropoda; Malacostraca; Decapoda; Parastacidae. The record is from RefSeq and is a predicted model, not a curated record.